Molecule: messenger RNA, 1129 nt
Organism: Silurus meridionalis
Lineage: Eukaryota; Metazoa; Chordata; Actinopteri; Siluriformes; Siluridae
Gene: eef2kmt
Product: eukaryotic elongation factor 2 lysine methyltransferase
Exons: 8
Coding region: 136-1107 (323 amino acids)
Source: RefSeq, a predicted model, not a curated record
UAUCUAAAAACGAGGAAGCACUACAACACGUGGUCCUGUGUGCUGUCGUUUAUAUGCGAAAGGCUUGUUUUUUUAUUUAAUUUAUUUGAAAAAGUCAAAUAUUACAUUUUAUUGCGUUAAAAAAAAAUAACACUCAUGAGCUUUAAGGAAGUUCAAGAUGUCUCGUGUCGUUUCCAAGUGUCCUUUUUUGCCAUGUGUCGUUUACACACGUUUCCAUGGAAGUCUUUAGAAACUGAAAUCCAGAACUCACAGUCAGGAGUGAUUUUGGACAUUCUGAAAAAGACAUGUCUUAAUUUAUUAUGUCAUAAAAACCCACCGUCAGUGAAAUACAGGAGGCUUUUCCUGACUGAACUCAUCAAAAGGCAUGAGUUAACUGGGUCAGAGCCUCUGGACGAGCUGUAUGACGCUUUAGCCGAAGUGAUGAGCGCUAGAGAGGACGCGGUGUGCUACAAAACAUAUUUCCUGCCUACAGGAGAGGCGGUGAGUCUGGAAGAGAACGUAGCGAUGAUCUCUGAUGGCACCACGGGGCUCGUCACGUGGGAAGCAGCUCUUUACCUGACGGAGUGGGCACUGGAAAACACUCAUGUCUUUGCUGGAAGGACGGUGCUGGAGCUGGGCAGCGGCGCAGGACUCGCCGGCGUAUCACUGUGUCGCGUCUGCAAACCCAAAAAAUACAUUUUCACCGACUGCCACCAGGGGGUGCUUCAGAGACUUCACAAGAACCUCCAGAGGAACGGUUUAAACCAGGACGACGACACGGACGUGUCGGUGUGCGUGCGGGAACUAAACUGGGAACACGCACAAGACGAAGAGCUGAGGAGGAUCGGAGCGGAGGCCGUCGUCGCAACAGACGUUGUGUACGAUCCCGAGGUGGUCGGCUCUCUGGUGAGACUGCUUGCGAGACUUUUCCACGUUUGCGAAGACCCUCCGGAGGUUUACAUCGCCUCGACGAUACGCAACCCAGAAACCUACGCCCGCUUCAAGGACGAACUGGAAAAGGCUGGAUUAAAACACGUCCCUGCCCCGAAUCCUACCACACAAGUGUUCCCGUACGACCGAGUCUCUUCUUUAGAAAUCAUCAACGUGCUCACAGAGUUCAAAAUGUAAUAAAGUGCUUAUUUACAACGUA